UGAUGAGAAAAUAAAAAUACGUAAAAUAACAAAAUUUAGAAUGAAUUACCUUCACAAAAGGCAUCAUUAGAAAAACAGAGGAAGCAGAGCCAAAGUUCCCAAUAUAAAACAAAAGCACAGAGAGAAGAGAGAUAAGAAAUCGGAGAUGAUGGAACAGAAGAAAGUGGCUAUAAUCGGAGCCGGAGUAAGCGGAUUAGCGGCCUGCAAAUUCACUUUAUCCAAAGGAUUGAUUCCGAUGGUGUUUGAAGCCAGAGGCGACAUUGGCGGCGUUUGGACGGAGACGCUGGAGACGACGGCGCUGCAGACGCCCAAAGAGAUGUUCCAGUUCUCUGAUUUUCCUUGGCCGAAAUCGGUGACGGAAGAAUUUCCGAGGUAUGAUCAAGUUCUGGAUUACCUCAGAUCAUACGCCCAACAUUUUGGAUUGUUGAAUCACAUAAGAUUCAACUCCAGAAUUGUUGGUAUCGACUAUGAAGGCUGCUCAGAUGAGGAGAUGAAAGGGUGGACUCUUUGGGGAGGCUCCGGCGAAGCCUUCGAUGAACGGCGUAAAUGGAGGCUAAAUGUGGUUGAUGCUCGGACUAAUAUUCCUCUCCAGGCGAUCGUGGUGGACUUCGUAGUGCUUUGCACCGGAAGAUUUUGUGACAUUCCAAAUAUCCCUGAAUUCCCUCCAAAUGAAGGUCCCGAAGCUUUCAAAGCUGGUCAAGUUCUUCACUCUCUCCAAUAUUCCGCCAUGGAUUUCCACACUGCUUCCAACCUCAUCAAGGACAAACGAGUCACCGUCGUCGGUUUCCAAAAGUCAGCCCUCGACCUCGCCAUGGAAUGCGCCAAUGCCAAUGGCCCCAACAAACCUUGUACUGUGCUUUACAAAACCGAGCAUUGGAACCUUCCCAAUCAUCAUCCCUGGGGGAUCCCUCUGUCUCUUCUCUACAUGAAUCGCUUUGCCGAGCUUCUGAUUCACAAACCUGGCGAGGGCUUCUUUCUCUAUCUCCUCGCCGUCCUUCUUUCCCCAAUUAGAUGGUUGUUCUCGAAGAUCGUAGAAACCUACGUGAUAAGGAAGAAUAGACUGGCAAAAUACGGAAUGGUGCCGAGCCAUAGCUUUCUGCAGAGCAUCAGUGCUUGUGUUAUUGCUACAUUGCCUGAGAAGUUCUAUGACAAAGUGGAUGAAGGAAGCAUUAUUUUGAAGAAAUCGCAGAGUUUCAGUUUUUGCGAAGAGGGUAUCAUGAUCGAAGGAGAAACUGAACCAAUUUGCUCAGAUUUGGUCAUUUUGGCAACUGGAUACAGAGGCGAUCAAAAGCUUAAACAAAUCUUUACUUCCUCUACCCUUCGAGAUUACAUGACGUUUCACAAUUCGACGAUUUCCUUGUACAGAUUAUGCGUUCAUCCCAGAAUCCCACAGCUAGCUGUGGUUGGAUUUACAGAGAGCUCUUCAAACUUGUUCACCUCAGAGAUGCGAUGUCGAUGGUUGGCAGAGUUUAUGGAUGGCACAUUCAAGCUACCGAGCAUCAAAGAGAUGGAGAAUGACAUAGCCAAAUGGGAGAAGACCUUUAAGCAUUACUCAGGGCCAUUCGUCAAGCGAGCUUGUAUUGCCAUUUUGCAUAUUUGGUAUUGCGAUCAACUGUGCAAAGACAUAGGGUGGAACCCCAGAAGGAAAAAGGGCUUCUUUGCUGACUUGUUUCUACCUUAUGGCCCUUUAGACUAUGUCUCCCCUUGAAGAUUAGAAAAUUAUUUAAAUUGUCAUCUCUACCAUAUCCAAUAAAAGUCUGUCAUUGUCAUUACCCCAAAAAAAUCAAUGCGACUUUAAUACCACCAUUUGGUGCUUCUGGUUUCUAAA
Cucumis sativus (cucumber) is the source of this 1828-nucleotide messenger RNA. RefSeq names its product probable flavin-containing monooxygenase 1. Gene Ontology annotation, molecular function: flavin adenine dinucleotide binding; N,N-dimethylaniline monooxygenase activity; NADP binding. NCBI's taxonomy places the organism in Eukaryota, Viridiplantae, Streptophyta, Magnoliopsida, Cucurbitales, Cucurbitaceae. The coding region runs from base 146 to 1708 and encodes 520 amino acids. The transcript is spliced from 5 exons. The record is from RefSeq and is a predicted model, not a curated record.